Messenger RNA from Dufourea novaeangliae, 1140 nucleotides. It is a transcript of the gene Arfip, whose product is annotated as arfaptin-2. The record is from RefSeq and is a predicted model, not a curated record. Gene Ontology annotation, molecular function: phospholipid binding; protein domain specific binding. Lineage: Eukaryota; Metazoa; Arthropoda; Insecta; Hymenoptera; Halictidae. The transcript has 6 exons. The coding region runs from base 148 to 1140 and encodes 330 amino acids. Gene Ontology annotation, biological process: intracellular protein transport; regulation of Arp2/3 complex-mediated actin nucleation. Gene Ontology annotation, cellular component: trans-Golgi network membrane.
UAUCAAAGGUCUUUGCAUUACGCCACCUAGCUUCGAAAACUGCAUCUCUUAUGAAGCAUUAUAAAGAUUCGUUCUGAAGUUUUGAGCAUAUUAUAAUAACAUUUACGUGUAUUCUCUCAUUUUUUAUUGUUACACCCACCCAGUGGAAUGGAGAGAAGUAUUCAUGAAAUGCUGAAAGAUGCUCCAACUAUAAGUGAAAACGAUAAUGCAGUUCAUGGUGGAACUCCUCCUCCUCAUUUACCAAACAAUUGUACUAAUGAUACUCAAACCAGACCAGCUACAAUAAAUCUAACAUUGGGUAGUCCUACAUCACAAAUGUCUGUAACAGUAUCUCCAAGUACACCUAUUCAAAAUGGGGAUACGCAAACAAUGCGUACUGCUCAGAGUAAAAUUGAAAGCAUUAAAAACUGGAGUAUUUCUACAUAUAAAUGUACAAGACAGUUAAUGUAUGAAAAACUUGGAAAAACGUCGCGUACAGUAGAUUCAGAGCUUGAAACACAAAUCGAAUUAUUAAGAGAUACUCAAAGAAAGUAUUGUAAUGUAUUACGAUUAUCUAGAGCUUUAGCUUCCCAUUUUCAUCAUGUUGUGCAAACGCAACAUGCUCUUGGAGAAGCAUUUUCUGAAUUGGCACAGAAAUCACCGGAAUUACAAGAAGAAUUUCUGUACAAUUCUGAAACUCAAAGGAAUUUAACUAAGAAUGGUGAAACAUUACUAGGGGCCUUAAACUUUUUUGUUUCUUCUGUAAAUACACUUUGUAAUAAAACUAUUGAAGACACUUUGCUAACAGUGCGACAGUAUGAAACAGCAAGAAUAGAAUAUGAUGCCUAUAGGACAGAUCUUGAAGCAUUAGCCCAAGCAACGAAAUCUGAUGGUAGCAAUGCAGCAAGAUUAGAAGAGGCACAGACUAAUUAUGAAGAACAUAAACAAAACUUUGAAAAACUACGAUCAGAUGUCUCGAUUAAACUUAAAUUCUUAGAUGAAAAUAGAAUUAAGGUAAUGCAUAAACAGUUACUGUUGUUUCAUAAUGCAGUGUCUGCCUACUUCUCUGGAAAUCAAACUGCAUUAGAAGCAACAUUGAAGCAAUUCAAUAUAAAAGUUAAAUCGCCAAAUUCAUCUUUACCAUCAUGGCUCGAACAGUAG